AUGAAAUGCUUAUUAUUGUUAGCCUUAUUAUCAAUAGUAAAUGCAACUAAUGUUUACGAUUUUGAUAUUCAACACUACAAAGAUGUGAUACAAUCGCGUAAUUUUACCGACAAAGUAGUGUUGGUCACCGGUUCGAGCUCUGGUAUAGGCGAGGGUAUCGCCAAACUGUUUGCCGUAUUGGGGGCUAAAGUGGUGGUCAACGGACGUAAAGCGCCAGAAGUGGACAAAGUUGUCAAAGAGUUGCAGCCGUUAUCUCCAUAUAAAAUACUUGUGAGUAAUCCGUUGGGAGUGGUGGCCGAUGUGACCAAAACGGACGACUUGAACAGACUAUUGAACGAAACGAUCAAAGCGUACGGAAAGUUAGAUAUAUUGGUCAAUAAUGUGGGCGUAAAUCCCAACCUUGACAUAACGGACCCGAACCUCAUGGACACGUGGGACUUUGUUUUUAACACCGAUCUCAGAUCGUCGGUACAGCUCAACCAUUUGGCGGUACCUUAUCUGGAGAAAACAAACGGCACUAUUAUAGCCAUUGGUAGCGAUUCGGGACUUAUUCCGUAUCCGCACAAUUUGGCGUCGAGUUGUGCCAAAGCGGCCGUUCAGAUGAUGACCAAAGUGUUGGCCCUGCAGUUGGGCCCCAAAGGCAUUCGCGUCAAUACAAUCGAGUAUAUAUUGUCUUUGAAUUACAUUUUCUUAAGUUAUACUCAAACCUCGGCGAGUCUAACAACAGGGCAACGGUUGAACAGUUUCGCACCGCAUAAUCCAUUGGGAAGAGCGGGUCAACCGCUGGAUAUCGCCAAAGGGGUGGCAUUCCUGGCCUCACCCGACGCCGCGUUUAUAACCGGCGCUAAUAUUGUUAUAGACGGCGGCGUUUUAGUGACCGGUUCCCAGUCGGGCAUUGGUGAGGGUAUUGUCAAACUGUUUGCUAUAUUAGGCGCUCAUGUGGUGAUCACCGGCAGGAAAGAGACAGAGAUUAUGAAAGUGGCUCAAGAAGUGCAACGGAUAUCACCCAAUGGAUUAAUGCCGUUAUUAAUGGUAGCCGGUGUGACCAAAGCGGACGACUUGACCAAAAUUGUAGACAAAACAAUCAAAACCUAUGGAAAGUUAGAUGUUUUGGUAAACAACGCGGGCAUCGGUUUGCUGACAGACAUCCGGGACCGCAAUUUCAUUACCUCUUUUGACAGAGUGUUUAGCAUUAAUGUGCGCUCAGGUCUGCAACUCAUACAACUGGCCGUCCCAUACCUGGAGCUCACAAAUGGCACUAUUAUUAGCACCUCUAGUAUCGCCGCCUUUAGACCUGGUAAAUCUCCCCUACCGUACGGCGCCUCCAAAGCAACACUUGAUUAUAUAACCAAAUCAUUGGCCGUUGAAUUGGGUCCCAGGAUUAGAGUUAACGCUAUAAACCCGGGUUACAUACUGUCGGAUGAGUUUAGAGAUGUUAUUAAUGUGAUACAAUCGCGUAAUUUUACCGACAAAGUAGUGCUAAUCACUGGUUCGAGCUCUGGUAUAGGCGAAGGUAUCGCCAAACUGUUUGCCGUAUUGGGGGCUAAAGUGGUGGUCAACGGACGUAACGCGCCAAAAGUGGUCAAAGUUGUCAAAGAGUUGCAGCCGUUAUCUCCAUAUAAAAUACUUGUGAGUAAUCCGUUGGGAGUGGUGGCCGAUGUGACCAAAACGGACGACUUGAACAGACUAUUGAGCGAAACGAUCAAAGCGUACGGAAACUCAACCAUUUGGCGGUACCCUAUCUGGNUGGGAGUGGUGGCCGAUGUGACCAAAACGGACGACUUGAACAGACUAUUGAGCGAAACGAUCAAAGCGUACGGAAAGUUAGAUAUAUUGGUAAAUAAUGUGGGCGUAAAUCCCAACCUUGACAUAACGGACCCGAACCUCAUGGACACGUGGGACUUUGUUUUUAACACCGAUCUCAGAUCGUCGGUACAGCUCAACCAUUUGGCGGUACCCUAUCUGGAGAAAACAAACGGCACUAUUAUAGCCAUUGGUAGCGAUUCGGCACUUAUACCGUAUCCGCACAAUUUGGCGUCCAGUUGUGCCAAAGCGGCCGUUCAGAUGAUGACCAAAGUGUUGGCCCUGCAGUUGGGCCCCAAAGGCAUUCGCGUCAAUACAAUCGACUUAAGUGGUACUCAAACCCAUCUUUCGGCCAGUUUAACAACAACACAACUGUUGGACAGUUUCGCACCGCAUAAUCCAUUGGGAAGAGUGGGUCAACCCCUGGAUAUCGCCAAAGGGGUGGCAUUCCUGGCCUCACCCGACGCCGCGUUUAUAACCGGCGCUAAUAUUGUUAUAGACGGCGGCGAGUUAUGUCUGCCGACAGAACUGGUCAUAGGAUCGGCGGGAAUGCAUUUAUACCGGUAUGGGAUCGCACCGUAUGGUUACCCAGGGGUCAGACGUCAGCCACUUUUCAAACCAAUCGUUAACAUUAUAAUCACCGCAAUAUAUCUGAGCCGACAUUGCGUUGCGAUGACCACAACGGCCGCCGACAAGACCGCAUACCUAUUGAUCGGCGAUUACUUUUACUUCGUUGGCGCCAAAUAUCACACAAACAUAUUUCUGGCGAUUGUCGACGUGUUUGUCAUAUUAACACAAUUUGUACACUUUAUGGACUGCCGUCGGCCAUCCUAUUUGAGACCAUUUGAUAUGAUGUCUGGUUUGAGAUCACCUCAAAGUAUAGGCAUCACUAAUGCCAAUGAUGUCCACAAAUUACUUAAGUUCCUGGGUAUCACAUAA
Molecule: messenger RNA, 2742 nt
Organism: Medioppia subpectinata
Lineage: Eukaryota; Metazoa; Arthropoda; Arachnida; Sarcoptiformes; Oppiidae
Source: the annotation of a GenBank genome assembly